Molecule: messenger RNA, 554 nt
Organism: Atta colombica
Lineage: Eukaryota; Metazoa; Arthropoda; Insecta; Hymenoptera; Formicidae
Product: tRNA-specific adenosine deaminase 2
Exons: 1
Coding region: 36-554 (172 amino acids)
Biological process (GO): tRNA wobble adenosine to inosine editing
Cellular component (GO): nucleus; cytoplasm
Molecular function (GO): tRNA-specific adenosine-34 deaminase activity
Source: RefSeq, a predicted model, not a curated record
AGCAUAUAAUACAAUAAUUAAGUUUAGUAUUUAUUAUGGAUACUUUGGUAUGGAUGGAUGUUGCAUUACAAAAAGCUGAGGAAUCUUUAAAAGCUGGUGAAGUCCCUGUUGGUUGUUUAUUUAUAUAUAACAACCAAAUAAUUGCGACAAGCAAUAAUACAGUAAAUGAAACUUGUAAUGCAACACGUCAUGCCGAGAUAAAUUGCAUCGACCAAGUCUUAAAGUUCUGUAAGGAGAAAUGCAUGGAUUACAAAAUGGUGUUUCGUAAUCUAGAUGUAAUUGUCACGGUAGAACCAUGCAUAAUGUGUAUGUCAGCAUUACUUCAACUACAAGUACGCAGUAUUGUAUAUGGCUGUGCGAACGAUCGAUUUGGUGGUUGUAUCAGUGUUCUCGAAGUACCAAAGUUUUACGAUUCAAAAAUAAUUAUACAGGGAAAUGUAAAAGGAGAAGAAGCCAUGAGAUUGCUCCAAAAUUUUUAUAAAGGUGUCAAUCCAAAUGCGCCUGAAUCAAAAGUUAAAAAAGGUCGUAACACUAAAGGAACUUCGUCGACAUAG